Messenger RNA from Morus notabilis, 1511 nucleotides. Its product is annotated as protein DETOXIFICATION 14. The record is from RefSeq and is a predicted model, not a curated record. Gene Ontology annotation, molecular function: xenobiotic transmembrane transporter activity; antiporter activity. The transcript is spliced from 7 exons. Gene Ontology annotation, biological process: xenobiotic detoxification by transmembrane export across the plasma membrane. Gene Ontology annotation, cellular component: membrane. Bases 1 to 1473 code for a protein of 490 amino acids. NCBI's taxonomy places the organism in Eukaryota, Viridiplantae, Streptophyta, Magnoliopsida, Rosales, Moraceae.
AUGGAACAAAGUCGUCAGUUUGUGAUGUUUAUGCAGAGAGAAGAAGAAAUGGAGGAGAAUGUGAACGAGGAAAAGAAAUGGGAGGUUUCACGUAGAGCGUUUGCGGCGGAGCUCAAGAAAGAGGGAGUUAUAGCGGCGCCUAUGGUGGCGGUUGCGGUGUUGCAGUACCUGCUGCAAGUGGUUUCUUUGGUAAUCGUCGGACAUCUUGGGGAGCUAUCGCUCUCUAGUGUUGCUAUUGCUACCUCACUCACCAACGUCACUGGCUUUAGCCUUCUUUCAGGAAUGGCGAGUGGAUUGGAAACUCUGUGUGGGCAAGCAUUUGGAGCAGAGCAAUUUCACAAACUUGGAACCUACACUUGCACUGCCAUAAUCUCGCUCAAUUUGGUCUGUCCUCCAGUUUGUGUCCUUUGGAUUUUCAUGGACAAGUUCUUGUCUCUCAUAGGCCAAGACCCUCUAAUCUCACUUAAAGCUCGCGACUAUUCAAUGUGGCUCAUUCCUGGCCUUUUCGGUUCCGCAAUUCUCAAGCCAUUGACUCGCUACUGCCAAACUCAGAGUUCAAUACUUCCAAUGCUUUUUGCAUCGUUUGUUGUCUUGGUUUUCCACAUCCCGACAUGUUGGACGCUUGUUUAUAAGUUGCAAAUAGGGAGUCAUGGAGCUGCUAUAGCCUUCAGUUUGUCCACUUGGUUGUAUGUGGCAUUACUCGGACUUUACGUGACAUAUUCUUCUUCCUUUGCCAGAAGUCGGAUUGCAUUCUCGAAAGAUGCUUUUCUUGGUAUUGGGGAGUUCUUUCGCUUAGCAAUUCCUUCUGCUAUUAUGAUUUGUCUGAAAUGGUGGUCUUGCGAGCUGAUUACCCUGCUGUCUGGUCUUUUACCAAACCCGAAACUGGAGACUUCAGUACUAUCUAUAUGCCUUACCCUCUCCACAUUGCACUUCACCAUACCGUACGGAGUUGGAGCUGCAGCAAGCACUCGAGUGUCGAAUGAAUUAGGCGCUGGCAACCCCGAAGCAGCUAGAUUGGCUGUGUGGGCAGCAGUUUUUCUCGCAACCACAGAAGCAGUAAUUGUGGGCACUGCUCUCUUCGCCUGCCAUAAUGUUCUGGGAUAUGCUUACACAAAUGAUAAACAAGUGGUUGACUAUAUUGCAUCCAUGGCUCCUCUGAUCUGUGUUUCGGUUUUCAUGGACAGCUUACAAGCAGUUCUGUCAGGAAUUGCUAGAGGAGGUGGAUGGCAGCACAUAGGAGCGUAUAUUAAUCUCGCGGCAUUUUAUUUGGUUGGACUUCCUGUGGGUGCUAUACUCGGUUUUGUUCUUCCUCUGAAAGGGAAAGGCCUUUGGAUCGGAAUAGUGAUUGGCUCAGCUGUGCAAUCAACUCUUCUUUCUCUUGUGACAAUUUUCACCAACUGGAAAAAGCAGGCAAUCAAGGCGAGGGAAAGGGUAUUGUUAAAGAGAUCUUCUGUAGCAAAUGAAUCAGAUUGACCGCGUAAAUUACGGGCAGAGAUCUAAGUUUUCAUAUG